CCCCCCCAGCUCCUCCUUCUCGGCCGCCGUUGCGCGGCGUUCAGGGGCAGCAAGAUGGCGGAGCAACAGCAGGAGUGUGAGCGCGGUGCGCAGCGGGCAGGGCCGGCGGCGGAGACCGACCCCCUAGGCCGCUUCACGUGUCCAGUGUGCUUAGAAGUGUACGAGAAGCCCGUGCAGGUGCCCUGCGGACACGUCUUUUGCUCUGCAUGCCUGCAGGAAUGUCUGAAGCCGAAGAAACCUGUCUGUGGGGUGUGUCGCAGCGCUCUGGCACCUGGCGUCCGAGCCAUGGAGCUCGAGCGGCAGAUCGAGAGCACAGAGACUUCUUGCCAUGGCUGCCGUAAGAAUUUCUUCUUAUCCAAGAUCCGGGCCCACGUGGCUACCUGUUCCAAAUACCAGAAUUACAUCAUGGAAGGUGUGAAGGCCACCACUAAGGAUGCAUCCCUACAGCCAAGGAAUGUCCCAAACCGCUAUACCUUUCCUUGUCCUUACUGUGCUGAGAAGAACUUUGAUCAGGAAGGACUUGUGGAACACUGCAAAUUAUCCCAUAGCACGGAUACCAAAUCUGUGGUUUGUCCGAUAUGUGCCUCGAUGCCCUGGGGAGACCCUAACUACCGCAGUGCCAACUUCAUAGAGCACAUCCAGCGCCGGCACCAGUUUUCUUAUGACACUUUUGUGGAUUACGAUGUCGAUGAAGAGGACAUGAUGAACCAGGUGUUGCAGCGCUCCAUCAUCGAUCAGUGAGCAGUCCGUGCCGUCCGCCUCACGUUCCAGAGCUUCCAUUAUGUGUUAAACGUGAAACCUUUGACUCCUACACCUUAACUGUACAACAGACCUGGAAACGAUCCGUGGCAUUGGGACAGGGUCACUUCUGGCAGGGGAAACGGGUCCCCAGGUCAGAGCCCUCCUUUCCUUUGGGCUCUUGCCAAAGCCGUCUUCCCCCACUGUUCACCUUGUUUGUCACAUGGUCUGGUCUUUAUUGGUUCUUAGCUGCCUCCUGGAGCUUCUGCCUCUUCUUCUGGAAGAGAAUCUGGCUUCUUCACCUCAACGUGUUCUUGUUUCACACUCAUUCCUCCCAUCCAGUCAGUGUUCAUCUCUGUUCAUCUCUCAUGUCCUCUGAGCCAGCCAGAACCUUUUCUGGGUCAUGAAGCACAAUGAAACAAGCUUCUCCUUUCCUUGUCUCUGAGGUGUGUGGGCCCUGAUCAGUGCUGAAGCUCCUAUGUACAGCGGAGCUGCUUGCCAGUGGGCCGUUGGCGGCAGCUGCUGGAAGCUGGGGUUGCCAUCCUGGGAUGCAUUUCACAAGUCCUCAGUGAAUGUUCUGAGUUUAGCAUGAUCCAGUGCUGGAAGUUUCAAUGAGUGAUAUUUUCCUACUAUUCCUGCACAUCCUUAGAAUUAACUGGUUCAGUCUUAAAUGCCUGCAUGGUGCCUUUUUAGGAUAAGGUGUAACCGUAUGUUUUUGUGAAAGUGUUUCCAGGUUAGGAAAGUUAAAAUCUGUUUAUCUGUAAGUGGGGAGGAGGGUCAGCUAAGAGAGAUGGGAGGCCAUAGCUUUUUGGUUGUGAUCUUCAAACUAGUGAGGAAUUUUCAGAUUACUGGGUCAUGUUUGCCUCUCUGGGAGCUUGCUUACAUUCUGGUCCUUGAAGCAUGAAAAGGAGUCCUCGAAUGAAUAGGAAGGAAGAGGUUUAGAGGCUCCAGUGGAUACUAGUUCUUUUAUCUUCUACGUGGUAACUUAGAUUAAACUGAGCAUUGUUUCUCUAUCACAGAUGGUUUCCUUAUGACACUGCUUUCAACAUGUAAAUCCGUGUUUGAAAACCUACUUUCUGAAUGUAGAGUGAAGCUAUAGGAAAUCCAGUAUUGCACCCUCUUGUCUCUUCCAACAAGACACUGCUCUUAAGGCACAUCUCAUGAUGAACAGUUGUUAAUGAAAGCUGUCUACCGGAAACUUUCUUUAGUAACAGCUCUAGAAGUUUGAAGUUCAACAUAUUUUACAAAUAUUAAUAAAUAUAAGGCUAAGAGCUGUCAGCCUAAUCUGUAGGAGCAGAACCUCUGAUUGACCAAAAGGCAUAUGGAUUUAGGUUCAUUCUUUCAUGUCACACAUCUAGUCUGAAUAUGGAAAUUUCUUCUGGUCAGUGGCUGAGGUUGCAGGUGACAGUGGGCCUGUAACUGCUGCUGUGGCCUCUCCCUGCCUGCCAGUAACGAGCUGCAAAUGCCUAGUCACCAGCGAAGAUGAGGCCCAUUGGGGCAAAACGGUUUUUUCUAAUGUGCUUACUUGGGAGGACCCAAAUGUUAAAGGUCCACUUCUUUUUCUUCACUAUAAUUUCUGGAAAAAGUUUACUCAGACCUCUCUAAAUUGAGAUCAUCUCAUUAGAAGUUUGGAGGGAAAUUUGACAAAACCCUUCAUUUGAGGGAACUGUUGAGAGAGCAUAUGUCCAUCUCGGUGGUACCAAGAAACUUAUUUCCUUGUAUUAAGUGCACUUCAUGUAUUUCUAAUAAGAUGACUUUCCAGAAAGUGAAAUUUGUUAUGUUCUGGCUUUCAAAAGGCGAUAUAUAAAUAAAUUUCAUAAUUUA
Molecule: messenger RNA, 2562 nt
Organism: Propithecus coquereli (Coquerel's sifaka)
Lineage: Eukaryota; Metazoa; Chordata; Mammalia; Primates; Indriidae
Gene: RNF114
Product: ring finger protein 114
Exons: 6
Coding region: 55-741 (228 amino acids)
Biological process (GO): protein polyubiquitination; ubiquitin-dependent protein catabolic process
Molecular function (GO): ubiquitin protein ligase activity
Source: RefSeq, a predicted model, not a curated record